CACAAGAACCCACUUACCCAGUCUCUCUCCCUCGUGCGGCCUGCGGCCGUUCCUCACGAGGCCACGACCCACUCCUCUGCCACGAACUAGCCUUCUCCCUCCCCCUGCGCACACCUUCCUCCAUGCCCGGCGAGAUCUGCUGCAUUGACCUCCAUUGACCUGGCCCUCGCGUUGGCCCGUCUCCACCGAGUCUAAUCCUCCUACGCCGGAGCUCCUCCCUCCUAGGCCUUCUUCUCUGCCAAACCGGUAGCGAAGCACCCCGCGCGAGCAGACGCGUUCCCCAGCCCCGGACCGGCGGCGACGCGACCCCGCGCCCUGCUUCUCCCUGCCGGCGUCAUCCUGCACCCUGCAGUGUCGAUCCCUCGCCAGGUCGAGGCAUCCCGUGACUGGGAGUUCGAUUCCUGCUGGAUCCAGGCCCUUCGCGUCCAACAACGACAACAAAAGAGGGCAGCGAUUGCUACGGUCGCCCCCGCAGAUUCAACCGGAGACGGCCCCCUCUGCUCGCGCGCCCCUCGGAGAUCCCCUACAGUUCAACUCCCUGGCCGCGAAGUACAGGGAGGGUUCUCUUGAAGCCUUGCCUGAAACUCUCCGUCCAAAGCCAUGACUGCAGGUGUCAUGUGGACGACGGCGAGGUGGAUGCGGCGUAGUACCUCACUAAAUUCCCCUCUCGCUCUUCGUCCACAGGGUGAGCCGUUCUGAACUUGAAGUAUCAAUUCACCGAAGCAACAUCAGCAACAAUACGUGCAAGCAAACAAGCAAGCAGGGAGGCUGGUUGAUUGAUGAAGAGUAGCCGCAGCCUCCUCAUAGGGCCUCACUAAAUUCUAAAACGGUGUCAAGGCAACAUGGUUUUGUGCACACGCCCACGCAAGAAGCUUCAAAAUCUACUUCGAGGUGUUGUACAAAUCAAAUAUUAGUUACUCAUGCUAGAAGAAACAAGGGGAAAACAAUGGAAAAGGAGUUGCAAUUAGGAUGAACAAGGCGAGGAAAAAUCAAACCUUCUCUUUCUUUUCCUCCUCUGCACCCUGGUUCAUUUUUAGCAAGCAAGCAAGAUUUUUGCUACACACUUCAAGAGUUUUGUAAAACAUGAGGCAUCUGAGAGGGCACAUCAAGAUGGAAGCUCACCUUCAGGUCCAUGCCCACCGAGGGGCGGCAGUUGUGGCAAUGGAGGAGAGGACAGAUGGAGAAGGGGAGGUCAAGGGGGGAUGUUUGGGGAGGUAGCGACUGGGAAGGAGGGAAGGAGGGUUUGCUGUGUCGGCGUGAGCCUAACGCUAAUGUUGGGAACGGAGCAGCAGUUGCGAUUAUGACAGAUUCUCAAGGGGGCCGUUUUUUUCCUUUUUUGGUUUGCCAGCUGGAUCCAGGGAGAGGUCCACUACUAAUUUUGGGGUGUGUGCCGUGGACUGCUAGCCAGCCAGCGAUUGCUGGCUAGUCGCGUCCUUUUUGCAUAUGGAAAAAGAGGUAAUAGCACCCCAGGUAUCCUAACUUGCACCCAAUGUGAUGAUCUAGUCCCAAAGUUGCAAAACUAGAUCAACUCAUACCCCAACUUGCAACCAAUGUGAUGUUUUAGUCCCAGGCCAAUCAGAGCUCGCCAAUUGGCUGCCAAGUGGCCCGGCCGGUUAGCGCCUGUAGUUUUGCACAAACCCCCCUGCCGUUUCACUGAUUCAACCCGCAGUUACCCCCCACCUGAAUUAAAUCUGUGCUCGACGAAAUUCCGCUGAGAAGUUGGUGCUUGCGUGCGCAGUUCCCGCUCAUGUCCAAGAGCCGCAAGAUCAGCCGCAUGCUUGCCGAGCAGGACGAGCAGCGUCUAGAGGGCCAGCGGCGGCGGCGGAGUGGGAGUUCUGAAGGCAAUGUCGAAGAGCAUGCUACGGCGGAAACAGAGAUUGAGGAAGCAGAGGAGGAGGACGGGGACGAGGAGCAGCAGCAUGUUAGGAUUCAUGACGGGAAGUCGUACCGCAUCACCUUCCCGGACUUUCCCGGCGGGCCGGGCACCUUCGAGGCGGCGGCCAAGUUCUGCUACGGCGUCCGCGUCGAGCUCACGCCCUGGAACGUCGCCCCGCUGCGGUGCGCGGCCGAGUACCUGGAGAUGACGGAGGAGCACUCCGAGGACAACCUGUCUGCACGCGCCGAGGCCUACCUCUCGCAGUCUGUGCUCCGCCACCCCGGCGAGGCCACCAAGGCGCUCAAGUCCUGCGAGGAGCUGCUGCCGCACCCGAGGAGCUCGGCAUUGUCGCCCGCUGCGUGGACGCCAUCGCCGCGCGCUCGUCGGCGAUGUCGCGCUCCUGGUUCGGCGACCUGGCCGUGCUCGCUGCUGGCGUCCAUGGCUUCCCCGCGAGCGCGGCAUCCGAAUCCUCGUCUGCAGCGGCCGGCGACGGCGGUGCGUCACGCCGCUGGCCCGAGCGAGGCGUGGCAGAUGACAACGGUGCAGGAGAGCCAAACGCUGCGGGUGGACAUGGACGGCAUGAUGAGCCGGGUGCAGGGCCUGGAGAGGGAGUGCUCCAGCAUGCGAAGGGCGAUCAAGAAGAUCGACGGCGGUGGCGCCGCGUCGCAAGGCAGGGGCAGCCCGGACGUGGCCGCCCCGACGGGCUGGCGGUCGAGGUACCGGUGCAAGUUCAGCACGCAGGUGUGCGACUCGCAGGCGCGCGACGCGGUCGUGUCCACGGCGUCCAGGAUGGGUGUCCAGGGCGUCCGUUGAUAAAAGGAAAUGGCAGGGGGGUUUUGUGCAAAACUGCAUGUGUUGACCGGUCCAGCCACCUGGCAGCCAAUUGGCGAGCUGUGAUUGGCCUGAGACUAAAUCAUCACAUGAGAUGCAAGUUGGG
Triticum aestivum (bread wheat) is the source of this 2813-nucleotide messenger RNA. Its product is annotated as BTB/POZ domain-containing protein At5g66560. NCBI's taxonomy places the organism in Eukaryota, Viridiplantae, Streptophyta, Magnoliopsida, Poales, Poaceae. The transcript has 5 exons. The record is from RefSeq and is a predicted model, not a curated record. The coding region runs from base 1748 to 2689 and encodes 313 amino acids.